Misgurnus anguillicaudatus (oriental weatherfish) is the source of this 511-nucleotide messenger RNA. RefSeq names its product musculoskeletal, embryonic nuclear protein 1a (gene mustn1a). Gene Ontology annotation, biological process: chondrocyte proliferation; tissue regeneration; chondrocyte differentiation. The record is from RefSeq and is a predicted model, not a curated record. Gene Ontology annotation, cellular component: nucleus. Lineage: Eukaryota; Metazoa; Chordata; Actinopteri; Cypriniformes; Cobitidae.
GUAUGACUCAGUGUUUGGCCAAAAGAAUUAUGGGCCACUUGGGACAGGACUGUGCAAAGGAAGGGUGUGUAUGUAUAUAAGGCACAUACGACGAGUCUAAAACAGAGGAAGAAACAUCAGCAGAGUUGUGAAACGUACAGCUUGAGCGAAUCAUGUCUCAGCAGGGGGAGGGAGAUGAGGGCAUGAUGAAGAGGCCUGAAGUGAAAGCAGAUGAUCUGAUUGGUGCAAAGGAUAAACUUGCCUCUGGGACAGAGGUGAGAGGAAAGACCUUUGAAGUAAUGCAGGAAUGCGAACAAGCUGGGAAAGUCGCUCCAUCAGUGUUCAGCAAAGUUCGCUCAGGAUCUGAGACGGCUUUUAACAAACCCACCAAAAGAAAGUGACACUAUCUACACGCUCAAUACUUAUUAUACAGCUCAUGUAUGAUAUAACAUGUUGUUCUUAAAUACUUCAUAUACACUUAAUACUUUUCAUAAAAAUGGUACAAAAAUUAUGACUGGGGUGGUAGAUUUUU